GCAACCAAGCUGCUGUGCUGCGGUAACAUACGAUUACUAGCCUAUGCUUACCCUGGGUGUCAGUUCUGGUCACACGUUUUGAGCAUUUAUAGUCGUCAACGGUCUCUUCAAUGGCAACUCCGAAGAAAGUCUGCAUUAUUGGUUCUGGCAAUUGGGGCUCUGCCAUUGCCAAGAUAGUGGGUGCCAAUGUUGCUCAGAACUCCAAAUUUGACAGCACUCUGACCAUGUGGGUGUUUGAGGAGAUGGUGGAUGGUCGCAAGCUGACAGAGAUCAUCAACGCUGACCAUGAGAAUGUCAAGUACCUGCCUGGACAUAAGUUACCCUCCAAUGUGUUGGCCGUUCCUGAGCUGUUGGACGCUGCCAAGGAAGCAGACAUCUUGGUGUUUGUGAUCCCCCACCAGUUCAUCGGCCGGGUGUGUGACACACUGAGGGGGAAGAUAAAGAGCGACGCACUUGGAAUGUCCCUCAUCAAGGGUGUAGAUGAGGGUCCUGAUGGAUUGAAGCUCAUCUCCGAUGUGAUUCAGGAGAAGCUGGGCAUCACCAUGAGUGUGCUGAUGGGGGCCAACAUUGCCAAUGAAGUCGCCGAUGAGAAGUUCUGUGAGACCACUAUUGGAUGUAAGGAUAAAGAACAUGGUUCCUUGCUGAAGGAACUCAUGCAGACCAGUAAUUUUCGGGUCACAGUGGUGGAGGAGUCAGAUGUGGUUGAAAUCUGUGGAGCACUGAAGAACAUUGUAGCUGUGGGGGCGGGCUUCUGUGAUGGCCUGGGCUUUGGGGACAACACCAAGGCAGCUGUGAUCCGACUCGGGCUGAUGGAGAUGAUCGCCUUUGCACGCAUAUUCUGCACCAACGGCCCCGUCUCCUCUGCAACCUUCCUGGAAAGCUGUGGUGUUGCCGACCUCAUAACCACCUGCUAUGGUGGCCGCAACCGCAAAGUGGCUGAAGCCUUCGUCAAGACGGGGAAAUCAAUUGAAGAGCUGGAGAAGGAGAUGCUUAAUGGACAGAAACUCCAGGGACCAGCAACAGCAGCUGAAGUCCAUGUGAUCCUAAAGAAGAAAAAUCUGACCGAAAAGUUCCCACUGUUCAAUGCUGUGUACCAGAUCUGCUACCAGGGCCACCCAGUCACGGAGUUCAUCAAGUGUUUGCAGAACCACCCGGAACACAUGUAGGCUGAUAGUCUGACCAAGUGACUGGUAAAGGAUCAAAACCAGUAACUUUUUACUACUUAGAAAGUGGAUGGGAAAAUACACACAUUUUCAUACUCCCCAGCUCCAGUGAAACAAGCUGAUUCCAAACUGACAACAUGAAGUGAGGUUAGCUGGUGUUGUAGCUGUUCUACUCUGUACUGUCCUUGGUGUUUUGUACCUCCAUCAUAAGUGCUUCCCUCCUCCUGAUUGUUUACGAGAGUACGAUGACCCAGCAUGUACUUGUUGCCACCCAAUGAGAUGCCAUUGUCCGUCCUCAACUUUUACCUCUUUUCAUUUUUGUUUAGCUUAUGUUAGUUCUGUUUAGGCUGUUUGGCUAAUCACAAUUCGUUUUUGGGAUGUUUACUUAUUAGGCUGGAGACUUGUUUCAAUCCAUAUUGUGAAAGUUUGGCUUUAUAAAACAAUUGUAAUUUACUGUAGGAAGCCGCUCUGCUCACAUGACCAUUCAUCUGAAAUCUCCUUCCUCUUAAAAUCCCACCUUGCAAACCAGUCAUUAGUUAAGAUGACAAGAUUCUAACCUUAACAGCAGUGCACCCCCUCACCAAGAACCUGCUUCACCCCGACUCUGAACCUUGUUUUUGUAAUCGGUGAUCUGAGACCAAGUGAGAUCCCCUUUUAGGAAGUGUGUAUUUUUGUUCGGCAGUUUAAAGGCCUUCUUCCUGCAUUUAUGGUCCAUUCGGCAUGUCCGCUAAGAGGAAUGGCCUUUUCUUGAAGCACACUAUUGAGCAGAACUCCCAUGGUAUGGAUUGCUGUGAGCGCUAGAUCUGCAUAUUACAUGUUAAAAAUGCAAGUGCCUUACAAUGCUAAGUGUAUUUUAAAAACAUUCCUUUAUUAUCCUUUAAUGAAGCAAUGUGUCACCACAAGGAUGCCUUUUCAAUAACAUGUUGCUUUGUAUGAAAAGGGUAUUUAAGUGUUGCUUUUUAAAUAAAGUAUUGAUUUUAGUGCCAUCAAAUGGCAGUCUUUCUUCUCCAAAGCUUUAAAUGGGCUUUUUUUUUUUAUUCAGAGCAUCUGUAAGCUCGGCACUGUAGCUUUCAUGUGGUCGGAAUAAAUUGUUGCUAUUAACAUGCAAAAGGAAGCACAUAAAGCCAUGGAACAGAGAAUAGAUGUAAUAUGGACUUUGACAGCCAAGGAAGAGGCACUGAAUAAAACAUCUAUACACAC
Messenger RNA from Esox lucius (northern pike), 2363 nucleotides. Its product is annotated as glycerol-3-phosphate dehydrogenase [NAD(+)], cytoplasmic. Gene Ontology annotation, molecular function: protein homodimerization activity; NAD binding; glycerol-3-phosphate dehydrogenase [NAD(P)+] activity. The coding region runs from base 111 to 1166 and encodes 351 amino acids. The record is from RefSeq and is a predicted model, not a curated record. Gene Ontology annotation, biological process: glycerol-3-phosphate catabolic process; carbohydrate metabolic process. NCBI's taxonomy places the organism in Eukaryota, Metazoa, Chordata, Actinopteri, Esociformes, Esocidae. The transcript has 8 exons. Gene Ontology annotation, cellular component: glycerol-3-phosphate dehydrogenase (FAD) complex; cytosol.